AAGUCGCUAUGGUGACCGCGGGUCGGAACGCUGGGUGAGCUGGUCCUAGCUCUGGGAGGGCAAUCGCCACCACUUUCCUGGAACUUGAGUGAACCUAAUCAAGUGUCAUUUUUUCAUUUGGCUGGAGACUGAAGAUAUGAGGCUGAAGAUAUCUCUUUUAAAAGAACCUAAACAUCAAGAACUAGUAAGCUGUGUGGGCUGGACCACUGCCGAAGAACUUUAUUCCUGUAGUGAUGAUCACCAGAUCGUGAAGUGGAACUUGCUGACCAGUGAAACAAGUCAGAUAGUAAAGCUUUCUGAUGACAUUUACCCAAUAGAUCUUCACUGGUUUCCAAAAAACUUAGGCGUUAAGAAGCAGACUCAAGCAGAAAGCUUUGUCCUCACAAGUUCUGAUGGUAAAUUUCACCUGAUUUCCAAGUUAGGAAGAGUGGAAAAGAGUGUAGAAGCUCACUGUGGAGCGAUACUUGCAGGAAGAUGGAAUUAUGAAGGAACAGCAUUAGUUACAGUUGGAGAAGAUGGACAAAUAAAAAUUUGGUCAAAGACUGGGAUGCUAAGAUCGACUUUAGCGCAGCAAGGGACACCAGUGUACUCAGUAGCAUGGGGUCCUGAUUCUGAAAAGGUUCUUUACACUGCAGGCAAGCAGCUGAUCAUCAAACCUCUUCAACCAAAUGCUAAAAUUUUACAGUGGAAGGCUCAUGAUGGCAUUAUUUUAAAAGUAGAUUGGAACUCAGUUAAUGAUCUUAUUUUAUCUGCUGGGGAAGACUGUAAAUAUAAGGUGUGGGAUAGUUACGGCCGUCUGCUGUACAAUUCACACCCUCACGAGCAUCCUAUUACCUCAGUUGCCUGGGCUCCAGAUGGGGAGCUGUUUGCUGUUGGAUCGUUUCAUACUUUACGCUUGUGCGAUAAAACCGGGUGGUCAUAUGCUUUAGAAAAGCCCAACACAGGCAGCAUAUUUAAUAUUGCCUGGUCAAUUGAUGGUACUCAGAUCGCUGGAGGCUGCGGAAAUGGGCAUGUUGUUUUUGCACAUGUAGUGGAGCAACGUUGGGAGUGGAAAAAUUUUCAAGUUACACUAACUAAAAGAAGAACCAUGCAGGUUCGUAAUGUUCUUAAUGAUGCCGUGGAUUUACUGGAAUUCCGAGACAGAGUCAUUAAAGCCUCUCUGAACUAUGCACACUUAGUUGUUUCUACGUCUCUCCAGUGUUACGUGUUCUCUACGAAGAACUGGAAUACACCACUUAUAUUUGAUCUCAAAGAAGGAACUGUUAGCCUGAUUCUGCAGGCAGAAAGACAUUUUCUUCUUGUGGAUGGUGGUGGUAUCUAUGUAUAUUCUUAUGAAGGACGCUUUAUUUCUUCUCCAAAAUUUCCUGGAAUGAGAACAGAUAUUCUGAAUGCACAGACCGUGUCUCUAAGUAAUGAUACCAUAGCAAUAAAAGACAAAGCUGAUGAAAAAAUUAUCUUCCUGUUUGAGGCAUCAACUGGGAAACCAUUGGGUGAUGGAAAACUUCUUUCUCAUAAGAAUGAAAUCUUGGAAAUUGCUUUGGAUCAAAAAGGACUUACCAAUGAGAGAAAAAUUGCUUUCAUUGAUAAAAAUAGAGAUCUCUACAUUACCUCAGUUAAACGAUUUGGAAAGGAAGAGCAAAUUAUCAAACUUGGAACCAUGGUGCAUACGUUGGCGUGGAGUGAUACUUGCAAUAUCCUCUGUGGACUUCAAGAUACUCGUCUUACAGUGUGGUAUUACCCCAAUACAGUGUAUGUGGACAGAGACAUUCUGGCCAAGACCUUACAUGAAAGGGAUGCAAGUGACUUCAGUAGAAACCCUCAUAUUGUGAGUUUUGUUGGAAAUCAGGUCACUGUAAGAAGAGCUGACGGCUCCCUGGUUCACAUCAGCAUUUCACCAUAUCCUGCCAUACUCCAUGAAUAUGUAAGCAGUUCAAAAUGGGAAGAUGCUGUAAGGCUUUGCCGCUUUGUCAAGGAACAAACCAUGUGGGCGUGCCUGGCUGCCAUGUCAGUUGCUAACAGAGAUAUGACUACGGCGGAAAUAGCCUAUGCAGCAAUUGGUGAAAUUGAUAAGGUUCAAUACAUAAAUUCCAUAAAAAAUCUUCCAUCUAAAGAAUCAAAAAUGGCCCACAUACUAAUGUUUAGUGGGAACAUACAGGAGGCUGAAAUAGUACUUCUUCAGGCUGGUCUUGUAUAUCAAGCGAUCCAAAUCAAUAUUAAUCUCUACAACUGGGAAAGGGCACUUGAAUUGGCUGUAAAAUAUAAAACACAUGUGGAUACUGUUCUUGCUUAUCGUCAAAAGUUUUUGGAGACAUUUGGUAAACAUGAAACUAACAAACGAUACUUGCAAUAUGCAGAAGGUCUCCAAAUAGAUUGGGAGAAAAUCAAAGCCAAAAUUGAGAUGGAAAUCACAAAAGAACGAGAGCGGCCAUCAAACAGCCAGUCCAACAAGGGUCUAGGUAUAAAGCACUAAAUGCCGUACUUCCCUUGAAGAAGUCUAUCUUUUGGAAUUAAUUCUGAUAAACCAAAAAUAUGCGUGUUUUGGUUCCUAAAGAAAAAGGAAAAAAGUCUUUCAAUCAGUAUAAAGUCUUGCGGUAUACUUAAUACUAAGAGAACAUUAAGAAUAAGUGUGAAAUGACUGAUAUAAUUCCACCUUUUUUGUAUUUUUCUAGUCCAGUCAUUAGCCAAUAUGCCUGUAUUUUUUGGUACACUUGUGUGGUGUUGCUUACAUUCCACCUUUUUGCCCUGAAUCUUCAGUGUGAAGAACCAGUCAUGCUGACAAUGAAACAGUGGACUCCUGAAAAACUGUUAUAAUUAAUUUCUGUUCAACAUCUGAAAUAUGAAGUACUCCAAAAGCUUAUUUUACAUCAAAGAUUCAAGAAGAUGGGUUUGUGAAAAUGUGUAAAAAUUGGCAAAACUAUUAAAAAUUCUAUUUUAACUUAAAAUAAUUUUUAAUAGUGUAGUUUGCCGUGAUGAGAAAAUUACACUAUACGUGCAUGAGCAUUGGGACCUCACAUUGUUUUCGCAGUGAUCAAAGCAAAAAGGAAAGGCUUGCAGCCCGUCACUCAGUCAAGUGAAAUGAAUUCAAAUGUUGCUUUAAUAGUGCGUUGAUCAGGUAAUGAAAUAUGUCACUUUCCCUACCCAACUGCUAUUGAUAUGUGAUUUUGCCUUAUGCUUCGCAGUUGGUUUAACUCCUAUGAUGUUAUGUAUGUUGGCAGUUUGAUAUCAUUAGUGCCUUUGUAUGUAUUGUAAAUAUUUUGUAUAUUUCAUAAACAUAUCAAGUUGAGAAGAUUGUUUAUCCAGAAUGCCUGGGACCUGUCCCUGUUACAGAUGAUUAUUUCUGGAGUGUGGUGAUUCCCCACCUCAAAAAAAAAAAAGUUUUCAGUCAGAGGGUACGAUAUGUAAUAUAGAACAUAUUAAUAAACAAUUUUUAAAGCAAA
Echinops telfairi (small Madagascar hedgehog) is the source of this 3437-nucleotide messenger RNA. RefSeq names its product intraflagellar transport 80 (gene IFT80). The transcript has 20 exons. The record is from RefSeq and is a predicted model, not a curated record. Bases 137 to 2470 code for a protein of 777 amino acids. Gene Ontology annotation, biological process: cilium assembly. Gene Ontology annotation, cellular component: centrosome; intraciliary transport particle B; cilium. Gene Ontology annotation, molecular function: protein binding. Lineage: Eukaryota; Metazoa; Chordata; Mammalia; Afrosoricida; Tenrecidae.